Molecule: messenger RNA, 960 nt
Organism: Prunus dulcis (almond)
Lineage: Eukaryota; Viridiplantae; Streptophyta; Magnoliopsida; Rosales; Rosaceae
Product: mitogen-activated protein kinase kinase kinase 17-like
Exons: 3
Coding region: 1-960 (319 amino acids)
Biological process (GO): protein phosphorylation
Molecular function (GO): protein kinase activity; ATP binding
Source: RefSeq, a predicted model, not a curated record
AUGGCUGCAAUUCUAGAUCAUGUGCAUAAUCAUGGAGUGAACUGGGUAAAAGGAGAGCUGAUCGGAAGAGGAAAAUAUGGGUCUGUUUAUCUUGCCACUUCCGUGAAACCCAUAACACGGUUUGGUCGUAGGCCUGAAAUUAUGGUGGUGAAAUCGUCUAACAGGGCGCCGUGUUUAAGGUCUGUUCAGCAUGAGGCCGAGGUUCUCAUCAAACCUAAAGGCUGCCCUUUUAUUAUUGAGUACUUUGGUGGACAAUUCACCGCCGAUGAGAAUGGUGAGAAUGUUUACAAUUUGUUCUUGGAAUAUGCCUCUGGCGGAAGCCUUCAUCAUCUGAUCAAGAAAUCCGACGGUUGUGGAUUACCGGAAUCUAAGGUUAGGUGGUAUACCAGGUCAAUUCUUGAAGGGGUUAAGCACAUUCACCAGUGUGAUUAUGUUCACUGCAAUUUGACCCCAGAGAACAUUUUGCUUGUGGCUACCACCACAAGUUGUGGAAGUACUAGUUUGGUGGCAAAGAUAGCCGAUUUCAGAUUGGCUAAGAGAACAAAAGAAAAGGUGGGUGGAUCUAGAUGUAGAGGCUCUCCUAUAUAUCUGUCCCCAGAAGCUUUGCUUGACAAGUUGCAGGAUCAGCCCUCUGAAAUUUGGUCUAUUGGUUGCAUUGUGCUUGAGAUGCUCACCGGGAAGCCCCCAUGGGAUACGUGUUAUUAUUGGAAGCCUCAGGAUUUCCUAGACAUGCUGGUUUUUUACUCUCCCAAGAUUCCAGCAAAAAUCUCAAAGGAGGGGAGGGAUUUUCUAAAGAUCUGCCUAGCCUUCAAUCCCUAUAAAAGGUUAACUACUGAAGAGCUCUUAUCUCAUCCGUUCGUUGCUCAGUCAAUACCACCAGAAGAAUAUAAUGGAUCUUCACAAUCUGAUAUUGCAAGUGUAACUUUGAGUUCAAGCAGUGAAGAAGUGACAGUGCUUUGA